Messenger RNA from Mercenaria mercenaria, 2367 nucleotides. Its product is annotated as elongation of very long chain fatty acids protein 7-like. Gene Ontology annotation, biological process: very long-chain fatty acid biosynthetic process; fatty acid elongation, saturated fatty acid; fatty acid elongation, polyunsaturated fatty acid. Gene Ontology annotation, cellular component: endoplasmic reticulum membrane. Bases 83 to 1027 code for a protein of 314 amino acids. The transcript has 7 exons. The record is from RefSeq and is a predicted model, not a curated record. Lineage: Eukaryota; Metazoa; Mollusca; Bivalvia; Venerida; Veneridae. Gene Ontology annotation, molecular function: fatty acid elongase activity.
AUAGCUGACUUGAUCGUCUGCAUUCAUCUGUUGCCAAGGCCAUCUUAAUUUAAUCUUAAUAUCAAAUUAGUUUUCAAACAAGAUGACGGACUUAAUAUCGCGAGUAAUUAACUUUCAUGAAUAUCUUUGUCAUGAUAUAGAUCCUCGAGUAAAAGAUUGGCUUUUUAUGAGCGACCCAAUAAAACCUACACUACUUAUCAUAGCCUACCUGUUAUUUGUAUAUUUCGGGCCAAAAUGGAUGGAAAACAGAAAGCCGAUGCAAUUACAAUAUGUUCUAGUCAUCUACAACUUUUCUAUGGUGAUAUUUUGUGCGUAUAUAGUCCACCAGUUUCUGAUGGGAGGCUGGCUGUACGACUAUUCAUUAGGCUGUCAAACAGUUGAUUACUCCAAUUCACCUACGGCUCUUCGGAUGGCUGGUGCAGUGUGGAUGUUCUUCAUAGCAAAAUUUGUAGAACUUCUAGACACAGUAUUUUUCAUUUUACGUAAGAAGAAUGGCCAAGUGACUUUCCUGCACGUGUUUCAUCAUGGAUGUCUACCUAUGUUCUGGUGGUGGGGUGUAAAAGCCGUCCCAGGAGGUUUUGGUACCUUCCAUGGUCUUGUAAAUUGCUGCGUCCAUGUAGUUAUGUAUUUUUACUACGGGACUGCUGCCCUGGGACCCAGGUUCCAGAAGUACCUGUGGUGGAAGAGAUAUGUCACAAUAUUUCAACUGGCGCAGUUUUUCAUAGUGACGAUUCACAACUCCCAGAUGUUGUUUAUAGAUUGUGCGUAUCCAUGGAAAUACGUUGCUUUUAUUCAGGGAUUUACGACACUUGUUGCCGUCUUGUUUCUUAACUUUUAUGUAAAGACAUACAAACAAAAUAAAGGAACUGCAGCAAAGACUGCAGAAUCCAAGAACAACGAUGCACAAAAUGGCCACCUUGCCAACGGCCAUGCGGUCACCAACGGAUACUACCAUGAACACGUUGCGAAUGGCUUUGAGAAGAGUCUCGUUGAACGAAGAAAACACGUAAAUGCGCAUGUUUCAUAGCGGUUCAUAUGAUUUUCCAUUCAUAGUCAUGCCUGUCUUUAAAGUCAAUAUGUUGAUUCGUAUAUACAUAAUACGUAAUAUAACUUUCUUAUUACAUACUCGUUUCUAUUCCCCGUUAAGUUGCGGUGGUACCGGAAACGUAAAUAUUUUUCCAUACACCGACGCUUGAAUUUCAUAUCGGGUGCGUGACGUUAUUCAGUGUGUGUUGUUGCACUAUUUUUUCUAUUUAGUUCAGUAUUGUCAAUCCUAUUCAGGCCAUUGAACAUAUUUAUGAUAUUUACACAAUAUUUAUUCGUGUAGAUGAGUAUGUAAUAAAAAGGUUAUUAUCUUUGCAUCGGGAAAUAUGCACUCGUUCUUCAGCGAAAGAAUAUUGCACUCCUAAAGUCGCGCAAUAUUUCCGCUGAAGAACUCGUGCAUAUUCCCGAUACAAAGCUAAUAACCUAUAAUUAUUUUGACUGGGGCAGUCUUUAGAAAAGUCAAACUUCACGCAGGGGUUGCUUCCCUUUAACUUCAGAAAUCUCUAUCUAUAGGUAAGGGAGAUCACUGCGAAGAAGAUUGAGAAAAGUAUUAUUAUUUUAUUAGUCCUAUUUCUUUAUUUCUAAAGCAUCAACUUCAAAUACUUUUUCGGCAUUAUCGUUAAUUUAACACAUUUAAAUGCACAGCAACCGAAAAUUGCUUUUAUAAAACAUUCACCAAAAAGCACACUAUGUGCAGUAAGAUGCGCAUAAUGCCACUUUAAUCACCAGUAAAAAGUGAUCUUGGGUACAACGUGCUGCUGCUCGGAAACGGAUAUAUUUUCCCACAUAUUUGGAAUUUAUAAUGGCAAAAAAGUACAGUCGGAAGAAAUUUGCCCGUCAUAUAGUUUAUGAGUAGACGAUCUGUCUGGGGUCCAAUGCUCCCAGAUCACCUUAGCGCGGUUUUGUUAGGAUAGCUUUCUUAAUUUACAUGUAUCAUUAUAUUCAGUAUAUCAACUUCUUGAGACGCCUUAUUUCAAAUUAUUGUACAUAGUGCAAGACAUUCAUGGUAGGUAAAACACUAAUUCCUUGAUUUAGACAGCACACAUCUUUUAUAUGUAUUUGAAGCAUUGGUUUGGAAAUUAAAAUUAGCGAUUUUACAUGAGUUUUGUUAUCGUUGCAAAUGUAACGUAUUACUUUAAGGAAACCAUGUGCUGCAAUUCAUUGUUACAUAAUAAUUAGAUUCGUAAGUGAACAGUUUGUCGGAUUCCGAGUUCUAGAACAAUUUAUGCAGUUGUGAAUGUUAAAUAAUUAUCUUGCCAGUUUCAUUAAAAUAUUUAAGAUAUUAACUUUUUAUCUGGUUGAAAUAAAGCAUAUUUAUAUAUA